CUUUUAAGCUGGCUGCGCUUCGGGACAUGUCAGUCUGACUCUGAUCACCGAGAAAAAUAAGAAUAAACCCGAAAAACUGCAGCGAGGAGCUUCCUAAAAUGGAUCUGGUCUCCGGUGCGUCCCUCAGGCUUCUGUUUCUGUCUCUGGUACUGGUUCAGAUCCCAGUCCAGACCCUGUCCAGUUCUGUGACCUACAAACAAACGGAGAACAAACCGCCCCCGAGGAGUGCUGACGUGGCUCUGCAUUACAACACAUACCUCCAGCAGGUAGUGCAGUACCUGGAGAAAGACCCACACUUCAGAGAGAAGCUGCGCACUGUGAACGCUACUGACAUCCAGGACGGCUCUCUGUCUCAGGAGCUGGACUUUGUGCAUCACAGCAUCAGAACUAAACUGGACGAACUCAAGAGAGAAGAAAUCACCCGUCUGAGAAUGCUCCUGAAGGCCAAGAGAGACCUCAAACUCAAGAAAGGAAAAGGUCAGUUCCGGGACCAUCAGGCUCUGCUCAAACACUUUGACCACAUGGACUUCACAAAUCCUCACGGGUUUGAGGUGGAAGACCUGGAUCGACUCAUCAAAGCGGCCACUAAAGACCUGCAGACGGUGGACGAGCAGCAGCAUGCAGCGUUCAAACGUUACGAGAUGUUGAAGGAACAUGAAAGACGAGAACGUCUGAAGAACAUGACUUUAGAGGAGAAAGAGAGAGAAGAGAGACAGUACCAGGAGAAACGAGAGAAGCACAGCAAGCAUCCAAAACUCAACCACCCUGGCAGUGAGGACCAGCUGAAGGAGGUGUGGCAUGAGACAGACGGACUGGAUGAGGCCGACUUCAACCCCAAGACUUUCUUCAGACUACAUGACACAAACCAGGACGGGUAUCUGGACAAGGAUGAGCUGGAGGCUCUGUUCACUCGUGAGUUGGCCAAAGCCUAUGACCCUGAGAACGAGGAGGAUGACAUGAUGGAGAUGGAGGAGGAGAGACUGAGAAUGAGAGAAGUAGUCAUGACUGAGGUGGACACAGAUGCAGACCAAAUUAUCUCUGAACAAGAGUUUAUGGAACACACCAAAAGACAAGAGUUCCACAAGAAUGAAGAGUGGGAGACCGUGGACCAUGAGCCAUUCUUCACAGACGCAGAGAUGAGGGAGUUUGAGGAACAUCUGAUGAAACAGAUGGAGCAACAUGAGACUGACACGGAGCAGCUGGAGAGACAGAAGCACGAGCUCGAGGAGAAGCAGAAGCAACUGGACGCUCAGAAACAGCAACUGGAGCAGGCCUGGAGUCAGUUUGACAAACUGAAGGAGAAGAGGGAGCCCGGGGACGAGCAUCAUGAAGAAGAGGCAGUUCACGAGUCCAGUCCGAAGCCACACCACUCCUGAACCAGAACUAAACCAGGACUGGACAAGACUGAACUAGGACUAAACCAUGUCUGAGCCAGGCUGUGCCCUGCAGUCCCUCUUUGGAUCUGACUCUGUAGGUCCGGAUUUCUCCUUCUUUCACCUUCUCUUCAAAUGAUUGAAAAUUGUUAAUUUAAUUUCAUCAGCUGGAUUGAAGUGAAUGAAGUCCCAAAAUAGUUUAAAAUCAUCUAGCUGUAGAUCUCUGACCAAAGAGAGGACAUUGUGCUGUAACCAUUCUGACCUUUGUCAAGUUCAGUUUUUCAGAUACUCAUUUUAUUUUAUUUUAUUUCAUUUUGAUAUUUAUUAAAGCCUUGCAUUAUUUAUGUCAUUUGUCAUAACCAGGUCACAUAGAACUUUAAAAAUACUGUACAUUUUAUAAAGUAUCAGUGACAGAUAUGAUUUAACCAUAAACUGUGAUGUUUCUGUUCUGAAUGUGCUUAAUAAAAGACAUGUGCAAAAUGACA
Molecule: messenger RNA, 1858 nt
Organism: Boleophthalmus pectinirostris (great blue-spotted mudskipper)
Lineage: Eukaryota; Metazoa; Chordata; Actinopteri; Gobiiformes; Gobiidae
Product: nucleobindin-2
Exons: 13
Coding region: 99-1376 (425 amino acids)
Cellular component (GO): endoplasmic reticulum-Golgi intermediate compartment; extracellular exosome
Molecular function (GO): calcium ion binding
Source: RefSeq, a predicted model, not a curated record